AUGCCUCUCCCAGCGCCCAGGGUGGCGUUCGUCACUGGCUGUAAUGGGAUCAGCGGCAAUGCCAUCGUCGAGUACCUUGUUCGCCAACCCAAGGAAGAGUGGUCACGUAUCGUGGUGUCUUCUCGAAGUCCGUCAAGACAUUACUGGCAAGACCCUCGGGUGGAAUUUGUGGCCAUCGACUUUCUGGAUCCGGUCGAUACCAUCAUCGCAAAGAUCCAACCCAUCUGCAACACCGUCACGCAUGCCUACUUCACCUCCUAUGUCCACACGGAUGACUUUGCAAGAUUGAGAGACCUGAACGUUCCUCUUUUUGAGAACUUCUUGACCGCAAUCGACACGGUUGCCAGACACUCUCUGCAGCGGGUCUGUCUGCAGACUGGCGGCAAGCAUUAUGGUCCUCACUUGGGACCGGUCAACGCCCCACUGACCGAAGACCUCCCCCGAUACGAAGACGGUGGCUUGAACUUCUACUACAGUCAGGAAGAUUACAUGUUCGACCUGCACAAGCAGAGGAGUUGGUCAUGGAACGUCAUUCGCCCUAAUGGCAUUGUCGGCUUCACCCCAGGCAAAAAUGGAAUGUCGGAAUCCAUCACUCUUGCUCUCUACAUGCUCAUCUGCAAGGAGCUUGGCGAGACACCAAAGUUUCCCGGGAAUAAAUACUUCUACAACGCCGUCGACGAUAGCUCCUAUGCGGUGAGUCUGGCCGACAUGUCUGUGUGGGCGACGACGCACGACCACGCCAAGGACGAAGCGUUCAAUCACGUCAACGGCGAUACUAUUGUGUGGAGGUACUUCUUUAAGAAGGUUGGCGCCUACUUUGGCAUGGAUAUUCCCGACCAGACCGAAUGGCCGGAGCUGGGCGAAAAUCAAAAGAUGGCACACGGAUUCAGGAUGGCCGAGUGGGCGGCGGACAAGAAGCCGGUGUGGGACAGAAUUUGCGACAAAUACGGCGGCAAAAGAGAGGCCUUUGACUGGGGCACCUGGUUUUUCUUUGACUGGUCAGUCGGCAAGGCAUGGCCUACAUUGUCGUCGAUAACCAAGGCACGCAAGUACGGUUGGACUCGGUACGAUGACACGUACGAGACCUGGGUCGAGACUUUCCGAGCGUUCGAGAACGCUGGCGUCCUCCCCCAGAACAGCGUGCUUCUCGCCAAUGAGAGCUCGGGCAAGAUGGUGAACGGUGUCAAGGGGGAAUCAAACAAUGUGCGGACAAACAAGGCUGGUGUGGAGGCGGAGGCGCCAUCAUUGGUGGCGGCGUAA
Messenger RNA from Capronia coronata CBS 617.96, 1260 nucleotides. RefSeq lists its product as uncharacterized. The coding region runs from base 1 to 1260 and encodes 419 amino acids. NCBI's taxonomy places the organism in Eukaryota, Fungi, Ascomycota, Eurotiomycetes, Chaetothyriales, Herpotrichiellaceae. The transcript has 5 exons. The record is from RefSeq and is a predicted model, not a curated record.